Messenger RNA from Chelonus insularis, 1676 nucleotides. RefSeq lists its product as uncharacterized. The transcript has a single exon. The record is from RefSeq and is marked provisional. The coding region runs from base 60 to 1586 and encodes 508 amino acids. Lineage: Eukaryota; Metazoa; Arthropoda; Insecta; Hymenoptera; Braconidae.
AUAGACAAGUUAAGGUAUUUUAAAAGUAAUUUCAAACAAUUCGCAGAUAGUCAAUCAGCAUGAAGUGGUACACAAUGGUAGCUGUGGCUUUUUUUGUUUUAAUUAUUUGUUCUCUAAUAAACACAGAUCCUGAAUCAACUCGAUACAACUUACAACCAUUUUCAUCUAAAGCACGAUUCCAACCUAUUCCUGAUGAUAAAGAUUUACCUGAUAUUCCAGAAAAUAUACCAGAAAUAUAUAAACAAAAGUGCAAAAUUGAUGAUGUUAAUUCUUGUAGUAAAUAUCCAAACACAGUUUGUGAACAUUUUGAUAAAGCAACUAAAGUUCACUUUAAUAAUGAUCGUUCUCGAAGUACUACAAUUAAAAAUAAAGAUCCCAAUGAAGGAUAUUGCAUGAAUAUCCAUCAUCUCAGCAAUCGAUGUAAUAUAUUUCAUGGUUACUGGGCAUUAAUUAAAAAAUCUAAUGAAGACAAUUCCUACAUGAAAGUAUGUGUGUGUUAUCGACCAGGAUAUAUUGGAAAUUUAAAAUUAUUUGAUGCUUGUGAAACUCCUUUUAUCUGUGAUGGAAAAGUUAAUGAUAUUAACAAUAAAUUUGAAUCUAUCGAAUGUGUGUGUAAAAAAGAAGAAGAGAGUACUCGUAUCAAAAAUGAAGAUGAUGAUGUUGAAUUUCCAGUAUGUACUCCAAAGAAAGUAACAAGUGUCAUGAACUGGACUUCAAUUUUAAUCCCACCAGAAUUUAAAGAUAAUUUAAUUGAUGCUGAUGAUUAUUAUCACCGAGAUAUUGCAUCCAAUAUUAAACCUCUAGAUAAAUUGAUCGAUCCAUGUUCCAUUUGUCCACUAACUGGUCAACAUACUGGUGCUGAAGCAAUCCAUGCUUUUUCUGGAAAUGAUGCUACUGUAUUUUGUGCUACUAGAGAACGUGAUUGGGGUAUACCUUUUAGGCGUAGUCCUGACAAUAGAUUGCUUCAAGGUGAUUUUGGUCCUGAUGGAGUAUUAGCACUUAAAUGGGAUAAGAUUAUUGUUGAAGAUGAUGGUGUAGGUGUUAAUCCUCAAAGAUUCACAUACAUAAUUAGCCCUUGUAAUGAAAAUAAGAAAUUCUAUGAUACUUUGAAUAUUGAGUAUAAACAAUUUGCUAUCGAUGUCGGUGAAAAUAAUUUUCUCAGUGUGACUAUUUUACCUAAAUCAGCAUUCAUUCCACGCCUGUUUGGUUAUGCUGAUGGAUCAUGGAGCUUCAUUAGAAGUAGUAGUAUCGCACAUGCAACUGCCACUCAAAAUAUAGUUGAUCAAUUUUAUGUAAACCCUACAGAGGGUAAUUUAGUAUCACCUGUAGCUGAAGCAAAGUCCAGUUUAAAUACAAACGAAGGAUUUAGCUGGUCAACUUCACCACUUUAUGCUAAGAAAUAUGAUGAUCGUUUUUAUUUUCUUACUUACAAAGAAAAUUUUCAAAAUGGACCUAUUAGAAAGAAAAUUAAUGUAAAAGGGUUCUGUAUUCGACCAGUUACUGAUAAACACAUUCAUGAUAGUCAUUGGAAAACACAUAAGUCUGAUAAAUUAAGUUACUUUAUAGACUUUUUGAUAUCGGUAUAACCAAUAGACAUGAUUAUUGAUAAAUUCAUGACAUUACUUCAGUAUUACUAUUAAAUAACAAUUAAAACAGAAAUUUUUGAACAACUUUUA